This is a messenger RNA of Adelges cooleyi (spruce gall adelgid), 13450 nucleotides long. RefSeq names its product dynein axonemal heavy chain 10-like. Bases 97 to 13356 code for a protein of 4419 amino acids. Gene Ontology annotation, biological process: microtubule-based movement. The record is from RefSeq and is a predicted model, not a curated record. The transcript is spliced from 60 exons. NCBI's taxonomy places the organism in Eukaryota, Metazoa, Arthropoda, Insecta, Hemiptera, Adelgidae. Gene Ontology annotation, cellular component: dynein complex. Gene Ontology annotation, molecular function: ATP hydrolysis activity; ATP binding; dynein intermediate chain binding.
AACACCGACGACCCACGUUCAUUUGAACCAUUGAAACAACAUUUUUUAACAGAAUUAAGAGAUUUAUUGAAUAAAAUUAAAUGGUCAUUAAGCUGUAUGCUAAAAAAACAAUCGUCAAGCGUGACAGAACAUUUAGCUGGACUAUCUAAAGACAACGUUGAUGACGUAUCAGUUACACUCGAAAAGACUCCAGCCAUGAUUUUGCAGUGUGUUGACGUUAUGGAAAAUUGGAACACUGACAUGAGAGGCCUUCUUUCCAAUAUUUUUGAGAUUCGAGAACGAGACACUAUUCAAGAAGAAUUUACAUUUUGGAAAGAAAGCGAAGAAUCCGUUCGAUACAUAUUGGACGAAAUAGAGUCGGAAGAUGCAAAAUUAUUUCUAGAAGUCAUUGAAAAAACUUCGAAUUCUGUUGAGGCAAUUAAAAAUACUUGGGAAGCUUUUAAAAUUGGAAAAUUACAGUUCACUCGAGUCUGUAGUUUAGCAAAAGAUAAUUUGAAAUACAUAUCGCUUAUCAUGGAACACUAUGAGGAAUUCGCGUCCGCAGAUUUUAUUACCAUUAUAGAAAUCAUUCGCAUUUGGUUCGAUGAUUUGAGGACAAUAUGGGUGUUAUCUCCAUACUUUGGAAAAGACAUUAAUAUGUUAAGGUUACUGAUUCAAAUCGCCAACGGUCUUUGUGAGGUUGUCCGACAGAAUUUAGGAGAUUUAAAAACAAUAUUUAAGAAUAAAGACGUUAAGGAAGUAUCGGAAAUGUCUUUCAACGCUACUAAAAUGAUAGAUGCCUGGUCAACUGGUUAUUUGGAAAGCAGGAAAUCAAUUGAAGUGUCAGGAUUUCACCGUUGGGAAUUCGACAAAUGUAAAUUGUUUAACAAAACUAACUACGUCAAACGCGUUGCAAAUGAUAUUCACGAAAUAGUUGGAAAAAUUAGUCAGUUCCUUAAUAUUUUGGGCCCGGAAUUGAGAUCGGUUAUUAAGGAUAUGAUUGGUCUAGAUGUUAUGAUAAAUCGAGUGAAAUCUCUCUAUAAAGUAUUUGACUCGAUUGAUUUUGAUUUAUUUUGUGAAGACAAUGUCGAAAACUGGAAUUUAUUUCUAAAAGAAUUCAACUCAGAAGUAUUAAGGGUAGAAGACGAGUGUAAAAUAUUUAUUGAUUGGUGUUUCAACAACUUACGAUCGUGUAAAGAGGCGUACACGACUUUAGAGCGUUUUCAAAACUUUUCGACAAGGCCAGUUUUCAAAGAGCAACUCAAACAUAAAUAUGGCGCUAUACUUCAGCAAUAUGAAAAUGAAUUGACAACAAUAGAAGCUUGGUUUUUGACUCAGCAGCAAGCUCCACGAGUAUCUCGACAUCAUCCUCCGGUCUCUGGAUCGAUAUUUUGGGUGCGCAUGUUGUUUGAUAAAAUCAAAGAACCAAUUAAAGUGUUUCAAACUGCAAACGAAUUCAACUCAUCCCAGAAAAAUAAAGUUUUAGAAAUGUACAAAAACAUUGUAGAACAGAUGAAGUUUUAUGAAAAAUCUAAACUCAAAACUUGGAUAAACGAAGCAAAAUAUUUGUCUACUCAUGAAAUAAACAACUGCAUACUAACAUGUUCAAGUCUGCCGAAUGUGGAAAAUGGAAUAUGUAAAUUAGAAGAUUACAAGAAUUGGUCUUCUUGGAUAAAAUUUCUCGGCGGAAAAAAUAAUAUAUUGUUAGAUAAGCAGUUAAUUUUCAAGACUAACUUAAACGAAAAAAUGUAUGUGUUAAUCGAGGAAGCCGAAAUGAUGGAAAAUCUAGGAGUUGAUUUACCUAAAGACGUACGGCUAUUGAUAUCACACAAGAAUAAUUUUUUGGAAGCCAUUAAAAAAGUCAAUAACAUGGUUGCCAUGUACAACGAUCUUUUAACGUCGAUGAAUAGUGCUCAGCGUUCCGUGCUGAAACACAAACUGAAGGGUAUCGAAGAUUACUUUUACGCGGGUCUUUGUCAUUACAAAUGGUUUUCUAUAAGUAUAGAAAUAUUUACUAAUGACGGUAUUAUUUUAAUAAAUAAAGUCAAAAAUCAAUACAAUAGACUUCAGAUAGUUGAAUCGUAUAUUAUGAAAUCGAUAAUAUCGUUGGAAGAUAUAAAUUUAUUUCCAACGAAUAUUUUAACCGAGAACAAUUUACAAGCCGGAAAAAACAAAACCAUGGCUUCGAUUUAUGAAAGUUUUUGGUUUCAACAAUUUCGACAUAUCCAAUCGACUCAUCAAGUUAUUUCGAAGCGUUUAAUUUGCAUGGAAAUUUAUCUGUUUGGAACAAAGAGUGGACGCAGUGAGCCCAUGUAUGAAAUGUAUGAGAAGUAUGACACUAUGUUGUUUGACUCGGUUUUGAAGAUGUGCCUGAAAAAUCUGAGUACCUAUGAAGCAACUGUAUUGACAGAAUAUUCAUUAAUUAUACUGACGACAAUUUUGACAAAAAAAGGCGUUACUGUUGUUCCAAAUAUGUAUUUUACUUAUAACAACAUCAUAAGAAACGUGUCUGAGUGUCUGAAUUGGUUGCAAAUACUGCCAAGAUGGCAAAAAAGAUCUUGUUUGUGUCAAUCGAAUUUGGAAGAUCACUGGAAAACGGAACAUCAGGAGAAAACAUUUUAUACAGAUAUAAUACGAAAUAGAAAUGUACAAAUGCAUAUAGAACACAUUAAAACAAAUGCACACAGUUUGAUGGUUAAAAUAAAUAAGUAUUUGAAAAGGUGGAAAAAAUUUCAGUUUUUAUGGAAUGGACAAUUCCAAGUAAAUAAUGAUCUUCUCAAUGAGUAUAAAAAUCAAACAAUCUAUGAAUAUGAAAACAAAUUUAAUGAUUUUUCACGACUUUUCAAAUAUUUUUCUAAUCUUGCACCACAUAAACAAAUCCAUUGUAUUCAGUUAGAUCUAGCUCCAAUAAUAAAUCAAAUGCAACGUUUCACUAAAAAAGCGUUAAAUAUUUACGCAGAUGAACUCUUACAUAUCACGAGACAACUGAUGCAUUCACAAAAACGCAAAUUAGAUACUUUCAGAAUAUUGGUCGAUGACGAUAUAAAAACCGACGAGGACUUGCAGAACGUACUCCAUAAAAUAGAAGAAAUAAGAAAAGAACAAGUCAACGUUGAGCAUUUUUUCCAAAAUAUAAACCACCAUAUUUACGUGUUGAAUGAAGCCGAAGUGAUAAUGCCUCGAGAAAACAUAGCAUGCAUUUCUAAGAUGCAAAACGAUUGGAUAGUUUUGCAGAAUAAUGCUAAAGAAAAGGAAAUGUAUUUAGAACAAGCUAAGAAUAUAUGGUCGCACAUCACAGCAAUAAGUAUUGAAACUUUUUUGCAAGAGCUAAACACAUUUUUAGAAGAUUACGAACAGCGUAGUUGUCAGACUGCAAAAGACGAUUUAGACAUUGAGCUCAAAACAAUGAAUGAAUUCAAUAAUUCUUUUACGCUUUUAAUGAAUAAAAAACAAGAAUUGUCUAAGGUUGAAAACAUAUUUAACCUAAAUUUAUUACAUACCGAGAAAUUUGAUAAACAUUAUGCGGAAUUUCAAAAUAUGAAACUAGUAUUUAAUUUGUAUGAAAAUCAAAAAGUUGAUAUUAAAAAAUGGUCAGAAAUGCCAUGGACAGAAAUCAACAUGGAAUUCGUCAGAGAGGCGUUUGGAGCACUUAUGUUACAAUUUAAAAGACUGCCUUUUUUGGCGCUAAAGACACAUUCGGCGUUCAUUAUGGGAAAUUAUUUAACUGUUCUUAGGCGAAGUAUUCCAAUCCUGAUGAAACUCAAAUCCAGCGCUCUGAAACCAAGACACUGGAACGAAAUUUUAGACGAAAUUGGUAUACAAUUCAACAUUUAUAAAGAAACGUUGACUUUCGGUACUUUACUGAAAAUGAGAGUUAUUAAACACAAACAUAUAAUCGACCGAGUCCUCGGUAAGGCGAUCGAAGAAAAUAACAUUGAAAAACAAUUGAAAAAUAUCAAAGAGAGGUGGUCAACUAUGACUUUGGAAAUCGAAAAAUGUACAAAUAAUUCGUUAAAUGUUGAGUAUAAAUUGCACGACGUGUGUCAUGUUUUGCAAACAUUAGAGGACGACCAGAUUACUAUGCAUAAAAUGCUGAGUACUCAUGCCGUGGAACCAUACUUGCCGUUAGUUGAAAACUAUCAAAAAGAUUUGUCGACGAUAAAUGAAGUACUCGACAAAUGGUGGUGUGUACAACAAAAAUGGACUUACUUAGCCCAAAUAUAUUCAAGUACAGAAAUACUAAGUAUUUUCCCGAGGGAAGCCGAACAAUUCAAGGAGUUAAACGAAUUGUACAAAGAUAUUAUGGCUCGAGCGUAUAGAAAAUCAAAAAUUCUCAAUCAAUGUCUAAAAUCGGAUGUUUUAAAUGAAUUUCUGUUACUGGAAAAACGCUUAGAUACAAGCAAAAAAAUAUUGAAAAAUUUCAUCUCGGAAAAAAGGAAUGCAUUUCCAAGAUUUUAUUUUAUGUCUGACGACAAUUUACUAUACAUUUAUGGACAUAAUAAUCCAUUGAAUAUUCAAGAAACUAUUGUUCAAGUGUUUGAUAACAUUAAAACUUUGGUUUUCGAAAACAAAGAGGAGAAUUAUGUAAUUACUGCUAUGGCGUCUUGCGAUGGUGAACUCUUACAACUUAACAAUUGCAUUGUUGUUCAAAAAUCAGUGGAUGAUUGGAUGCAUAAGUUAAUCGAAGAAAUGCAAAAAACUCAUCGACAUUUAACUAAGAAAGCUAUACUAGACUAUGCGUCGGCUACUAAUGGAAGUUCGAGGUUCGACUGGUUGCACAAUUUCCAAGGUUCGGUGUGCCUAGUUGCUGACGACGUGUGGUGGACUGCUGAAGUGAAUAACGUUUUCAAAGAAAUGCAUUCAGGUGGAAAGUCGAGUGUGAAAGAGUAUUUAAAUCAUCUCAAGGAUAGAUUAAAACAAAUAAUUGAUAAAAUUAGAGGAGAAAUUCGCGAAAGCGAUAGAAAUAAAUUGAACGCCUUGUUGUUAUGUGAUGUUCAACAUAGAGAUAUUAUCGAAUCGUUCAUUAAUAACAACGUAAUCAAUGCCAACGAUUUUGAGUGGGAUAGUGUACUGAAGUCCUAUUGGAUAAAAAAUGAAGAUGACUUAUAUCUUUCGCAAUGUUCAGGACUUUUUAGUUAUGGACAUGAAUUUAUGGGACUAAGCAAAAGGAUUAUAGCAACACCAUUAACCAAUCGUAUUUUCUUGACGUAUACUCAAGCAUUAAUGAAUAACUUGGGCGGUGCCUCCAUUGGUUCAACUGGAACAGGGAAAACCGAAACCACACUGACAUUAUCGAAAUUAUUAGGACGAUUUUGCGCUGUCAUAAAUUGUAGCGAUGGAUUUGAUCAUCAGACAUUUGAACAGUUUUUGAAUGGAAUAUGCCUAAGUGGAGUUUCGGGAUUAUUUACCAGGUUUAAUCGAAUAAAUAAAAAAUCACUGUCGGUUAUUUCGAUUAUAUUGUCAUCAGUGAAGUCGAAAUUAUUUGGAAACAAAAAUGAAUCUAAAGGCUACGAUAUGAUGUUAAAUUCAAAAGUCGGAUUAUUCGUUACUAUUAACGUCGAAGAAAUGAACGAUAAGUCAAAAGAAAUCGGAGAAAUUAUAAAAACUCAUUUUAGGCCCGUCACGUGUCUACUUCCGGAUUUUGAACAAAUUUGUCUAACUAUGCUUUAUUCUAACGGAUUUCUCGAAGCAAAAUCAUUGUCAAAGAAAGUAACAUUGUUAUACAAACUAUGCGAUGGACUUUCCAAGCCAUUCAAUAGCGUCUUUAAUUUAAGAUCGUUGAAAUCAUUUGUGUUUACUGCACGCAAAAUUAAAGACUGUCACCGAAAUUUCGAAGAAAGUGCUAUAAUAGUAAAAGCGUUGCGUGAUUUACAUCUAUCACAACUAAACGGUAAAGAUACGUUAUUGUUUUUAUCGUUUUUAACCGACCUUUUCCCCAAUCAUGAGUACUUUAAAACCGAUGAUAAGUGUUUCAACCUGGCCGUAGAAAGCGCAAUCAAACAUGGCAAUUACAUGAAUAUUGACAGUCAAGUUGAAAAAGUUUAUCAGACAAUGUACACACUUACACACCGGCAUUCACUCGCUAUAGUUGGUUCCACGUGUGGUGGGAAAUCUGCCAUUAUUGAUAUAUUAUGUGAAACGUUGAAUUAUAUGAAAAUACAAACCCAAUUGACCACACUGAAUCCUAAAGCAUUUAAAAAAUCAGAGCUGUACGGUUACUUGGAUAUAACGACAAGAGAAUGGAAUGACGGUUUACUAACACACAUUUUCAGAAAAAUCAAUCAACCUAUUAUCCCGAACAAACAUUCGAAUAAUUUUAUCUUGUUUGACGGCGACAUCGAUUUAGUAUGGACUAACGAUCUCAGUUCUGCGAUGGACGAUAAUAAAAUGUUAACGUUGAAGAACGGCGAACAAAUAAGACUUAUCCCACAAUGUAAGCUUUUAUUUGAAGUCGGUGAUUUGAAGUAUGCAACACCUUCUACAGUUUCCAGGAUGGGUUUGAUUUUCGUUGACUCUAACAGUCUUGGUUACAUGCCAUACUGGGUACGUUGGUUGGAAUCAAGAAACUUAAUGGUAAAAACAGCCAUGGACCAGUGCUUUCAAAAAUACGUACCUAAAUUAAUAGAUUUUAUCUUCGGAGAAAACACUACAUCAAGGAAUUCAAAAAAGUUAAACACAGCAGUGCGACAAACUAAAUUGAAUAUGAUCACUCAACUUUGCUUUGUUCUGGAUGCAAUGUUGCCUUUAAUUUCUUCUGAAAAUCAUUCAUCGAAAACGAGUUUUGAAAAAAAAAUGUCAUCAAUCGAAGAUACAUCAUCUACUCCGUUGCACUCGAUGAUGACUUUUGUCGCAGGAAUGGACGUGUUGGAAGCUGUAUUCAUACAAGCGUUAUAUUUAUCUUUGGGGGCUUCGUUGACAGAAAUUACCUCAAGACAUGCAUUUGAUAAAAAUGUAAAAAACAUUAGCGAAUUUCCUAGCAAUCAUAAUACCGAUGAAAUGUCGAAAAAAUCGGACCUUAAAUACAUACCUAGUGACGAACCGACUUGGUAUGAUUAUUUUUUGGAUUUUGAAAAACUAGAAUGGAUAUCGUGGAAUACAGUAGUUCCUAGUUAUGUACAUGACACAAAUGCUAAAUUAUAUGAUAUAUUCGUGCCAACCAUCGAAUCCACUAAAACGAUUUGGAUACUACAAUUGAUUAAUGAAUAUUAUUUCAGAAGUGCAAUUUUUAAAAAGGUAAAACGUCCGACUAUUAUUGUCGGGGAAAUGGGAUCAGGAAAAACUUCAACAAUGCAAUAUUUUAUGCGAAACAUAAAACAAAAUGAAUAUAUUAGAAUGACUAUAAGCUUUUCAGCCAGAACGUCAUCAAAAGACGUACAAAAUAGUUUAGAAACAAAUUUAGAAAAACGUUCUAGAAGUGUGUUUGGUCCCCCCAUUGGAAAACGACUUCUUUAUUUCAUUGACGAUUUAAAUUUACCUAAUGUCGAUGAAUAUGGCACACAAGAACCUAUAGCAUUUCUGAGAAGUACCUUUGAUAAACGAGGCAUGUACGAGCGAGAUAAAUAUUUCCACUGGAAGGAACUUGUCGAUAUUUGUUUUUAUGCGGCCAUGGGUUUUACAGGAUACGGUCAAAAAGAAUUAGAUCCACGAUUUUUGUCGCUGUGUUCUGUUUUUUUUCUACCUUUACCAUCCGAGGACACGGUCAAAAAUAUUUUCAGUACAAUUUUGUCGAAAUAUACCGAACGUUUUACAGAUGAUAUUCAAAAUACCGUUACUAAUAUAAUAGACAUGACUAUUUCGCUGUACCAAAUUGUACUUGAAAAACUACACCAAACGCCAGAAAAAUAUAUGUAUGUGUUUAACAUGAGUCAUAUUACUUUCAUUAUUUACGGAAUGGCCUGUAUAACGCCUGACGUAUUUAAAACAGUUGAAUCAUUCGUUCGAGUGUGGCGAAACGAAUUUACCAGAGUAAUUUGCGACAGGUUAAUAACACAACAGGAUCAAGAAAUAGUUGAAUAUCAUUUAAAACAAGAAUUGAAAACGCGUUUUCCUCUUCAAGCCAAUUAUGUGCUUAGAGAUCCUCUUAUUUUCGGAGAUUGCAGAAACGCUAUUGGCUCAAAAAAUCAAACACGACAAUACGAAGACUUAAUUGAUUAUGAUUCAGUAUUUUAUUUAUUCCAAGAAAUAUUAUUAGAAUAUAACAGGACACAAGGUUUACUAGACAUGGUACUUUUCAAUAACGCGUUAGACCAUUUAAUACGAAUUCACCGAAUGUUAAGAAUGGAUAGAGGUCAUGUCCUUUUAGUUGGAUUAAGCGGAAAUGGAAAAACUUCUUUAUCUAAAUUAUCUGCAUUUACAUCUGGUUACAAAAUGUGUUUUAACAAAUUUCAAACCACGUGCAACUAUAAAUUGACCGAACAUAAAUUUAAAGAGGACUUGCAUAAUAUAUUCUUUCAAGUUGGAAUCAAAAACGAAUCUACCGUUCUGAUAAUUGAUCAAGCCGAGUUAGUUGAGGAAGAUAUUUUGGAGUAUAUCAAUAAUUUAUUAAUUAGCGGAUUUGUUCCAUCAUUGUAUUGUAACAAUGAAAAAAAGUCGGAGAUCAUUAUAAGUUUUAAAACCAUACAUCAGAAAUACGGUUCUACCUUAACUGCAGACAUUUGCUGGAGUAAGUUUUUAAACAAUUGCUUAAAUAAUCUUCAUGUGGUAUUACUAAUGGCACCCGGUCAUAACUUAAGAAAGAGAUUCAGAAAGUUUCCUGGUUUGAUAAAUAAAACAUACAUCGAUUGGAUUCACGAUUGGCCUGUUCAAGCGUUAAAAGCUGUGGCUGAAAGAGUUUUGGUCGAUGAAAAUAUUAUUUCUGACGAACAUUUAAGUAAUAUCACGAAACAAUGUAUUUAUAUGCAUCAGUCUGCGGUUAACUAUACUAAAUUGUAUUACAAAGAAGCCAUAUGGAAAAUCAGUUUUUCAUUGAAACACAUGUUGGAAUGUAUGACUGUAUUCAAGGAUUUAAUUAAAAAGAAAAACAGUAUUUUAGGAACAAAAGUUCAGCAAUUGACAAUCGGAUUAAAUAAAAUAGAUGACAUUUUAGAAGAACUGACUAGACUCAAGGCGGUACUCCUUCAACAAGAAGCAGAUAUAGCUAAGCAAAAUAGUGAAUAUUCAAUACUGAAUGAAAAAAUUAAUAAAACGCAUACUUUAAUUGAAGAGCAAACCAUCGCUGUAAAUGAACGCACUGAAGAAUUGAAAAAUAACAACGAACUUAUUAAAAUCAACGAAUCUCAGAUGACAGAUUUAGUGGAUAAGACUAAACCCAUUUCAAUUACUUUCAAACAUGUUUUCAGUGAAAUCGAUUCAACCGAAUUGCAAGAAAUCGGCUUGAUGGAAUCGCCUCCUGAGUCCAUAGUAAUUUUAUUGGAGUGCAUAGCAAUUAUCAAAGGAUAUAAAGAUGUUAAUGCAUGGAAAACGUUGAGUGAUAUGAUUGGUGAACCGAAUUUCUUGGAUGGCCUAAUGACGGUAGAUGUGAACAAACUGAACCAUCGACAAGAAAGUCAAAUACAAACUAAAUUAAAGCAAUUCAAAAAAACAUUCGAUAUAAAAAAUAUUAGUCCUAUUGAAAACAGUAUUCUGCGGUUUGUUGAAUCAGUCGUGGCGUGUUGUGUCCUCAAUCGAGACAUUAUACCGUUAAGAUCUAAAAUGGAAAAAUUGGAAGAAGAAUUUCGCAAUAAAACACAAAACGUUAUUGACCUAGAAGCAACUCUAAAAAAUACUCAAAAUAUAUUGUCCAAUUUACAAAUAUCAUUUGAAAAAUGUUCAAACACAAUCAUAUGUUUAAAAAAACAAAACGAUUUCACGAAAAAACGGUUUGAAUCGGCUAAUUUACUUGUACAGGAAUUGAGUGAUAAAAAUAAAAAGUGGAGAGAAUUUAUAGAAAAAUCGAAAUCAGUUAAAGAAGAAAUGAUCGGUAACUGUUUGCUGUGUGCUUCAUUUUUAGUCUACGCCGGUCCGUUCUCAUUGAAAUACCGCAUAAACAUGAUAUUGAAUGAUUGGUUUAAAAACAUAAUUCGUCUGAAAAUACCGUUGGACACAAAUCUGAAAAUCGAAAAUCAACUAUCUGACGAUAUCGAAACUACAAAGUGGACAAUUGAUGGUUUACCGUCCGAUGAAUAUCAUGUUCAAAAUGGUAUAAUAAUUACUCAGUCUCUUCGGUAUCCACUUUGCAUUGAUCCACAAGGUCACGUACUUAAAUGGAUAGUCUGUUUUGAAAAAAAUAACUCACCAAGCACAGUUUCUUUCGUUGAAUUUGACUGUUUUGAUAGUUUGAAAAAAGCCAUUCGUAACGGAUCACCGAUAAUUCUUACAGACUUUGAAAACAUGAGCUUAGAUCUUAAAGACUUGUUGAAUAAAAAUAUAAGACAAAACAUUUCUGGCUGUGCGUACGUCGAAGUUAACGAUCAUCAAGUAGAAUACAACAAAAACUUUAGACUGUACCUCAUGACUAAACAGACCAAUCUGAACCUUACAUCAGACGUUUAUUCAACAACAACCGUGGUUAAUUGUUCCAUCACGCAAAAAGGCUUAGAAGAUCAUUUGCUCGACGAAAUCUUCAAACUUGAGAAUGUCGAAUUGGCAGACAAAAUGGAAAAAAUGUUUAUUCAAAAUUAUGAAAACCGCUGUGCUCUUCGACUUCUUAAAAAUACAUAUCUGGACCAUAUCGCGGAUUGCGAAAGUCCUUUAAUCGAUUUUCUACAACUUGCAAAUACACUGAAGACCAUAAAGUCGAAAAUAAAUUUUGUUGCAUCCGAGUUAGAGUUGACGUUGGAAAUGAAAUCCGAAAAUGAUAAAUUUAAACAAGUUUACAAGACAGUUUCUGUACAAGCAGCUCUAUUUUACAAAGUUCUUUAUGACUUAAGAGCUAUUGAUCCGUUGUAUCAGUUCUCGUUACAAUCUUUCACGCAAUUAAUGAUAAACUCCAUUAAUUCCACUCCGCAAGAACCGAUUUUAACAAAGAGAAUAACUAAUAUUAAUAAACAACUCACUAAUGAUUUAUUAGAAUUUAGCAGUAUUUGUAUUUUUGAAAAGCACAAACUGCUCUUUUUAUUUCAAUUAGUGUGCAAUAUGGAAAAAAAUAAUGGCAAAUUGUCAGAUUCAGAACUGAUAUUUUUUGUUAAAGGCAGCGUGGGUAUGCAAAAUAUCAGUAUGAAAAAUCCUACACAAUGGUUACCAAAUAAAUGUUGGCAAAAUAUCGUUAAAUUGAGUUUUAGCUUUUCAAACUUUUCUAGUCUCGUUGAACAUUUUAAAACCAACGUUGAAGAAUGGAAACAGUGGUAUUACUUAGAAUACCCAGAAGUCGUCAACACUAUACCAAUUCAAAUGGUCAAGUAUUUUGAUGUUUUAAUGCUUUUAAGAUGCUUUAGAACCGAUCGAGUGCAACAAGCUGUUCAGAAUUAUAUCAUCGAGGUUUUGAAAAUAAGUAAUCAUAACUUCGUAAACAAAGGGAAAACAAGUCUUGACUUCAUCUAUGAAAAAUUUUCAAACUUGUCAUCGUGUAUUUUAAUACUGAAUUACGGAAUAAACUCCAUGUCAGACUUAAUUGAAUUAGCCAACAAAAGUGGAAUAUUGGGCCCUACUUUCAAAGUUCUUACUUUAGGAAUUGCUCAAGAAAACAUAAUUUAUUCGUCCUUGCAAUCGGCGAUGGACCGAGGAAAUUGGAUAAUUUUGCAAAACUGUAAUUUCUCUAUUCCAUUGUUAUGUAAAAUCGGAUACUUCUUAGAAGAAAGAAGUCAAUCUUGGCAUUCAAACUUCAGACUAUGGCUUUUGAUCAACUACGAAUCUUCGGUGAUCGGAUCACUCUCGGUACCACUUCUAUUGAGAUCUUUAAAAGUUAUAAUGGAACCUUCCAAAAAUAUGAAUGUGUGCAUGAAAAACGCGUUAGAAACGGUCGAUAUUACCAAUUUAGAAAACAGAAACCAUCAUCCUUUGUUCAAUUCAUUAUUAUAUACAUCAUUAUUCCUCCAUGGAAUACUAUCCGAACGGAAGAAGUAUAACAAAUUGGGCUGGAGUCUGCUUUACAAUUUCGAUUUUUCAGAUUUUUCUAUGUGUCAACGAGUUUUAAAUUUAUAUUUGAACAAGAGCAAAACAGACGAAAUACCAUGGGCGAGUUUUAAGUAUUUAAUCGGAGAAAUCAUUUAUGGUGGAAAAGUAGUUAACAGUUACGACCGUCGAAUACUGUCGACUUAUAUUGAGGAGUAUUUUGGGGACUUCAUUUAUAGCACUUACCAACCGUUCAGCUUUUACACUAGUAAAAACACAAUUUAUUUAAACAACUACUUGCAAAUGGAAAGAAAGUUACUGCAAGGUUCUAGUGAAGCAAAUAUAUUACUAGAUACAGUAAACGAAAUUCCGAUAGUUGUUGACCCGGAAGUAUGUGGAUUGCAUUCAAACGCUAUUUUUAUUUAUAAUAAUGAAAAAAUAACAUGUUUAUGGAAUGAUAUGGUUAAAUUGUACCCGAGCGGCGGCACUACGUUCAACAACGACUACAACGAUUGGUAUGAAGUAGUGAAAUAUAAAAGCGAAGAAAUCUUGAAUUCGCUUCCUUUAUCGUUUGACGUGGAAAAAGUGCAACAUUUCUAUUGCGGCAAACAUAACAAUCCGAGAAUUAUGGUUUUGUUCCGAGAACUGGAAAUGUUCAACUUACUUCUAGAAAUGAUCGGAAGCACUUUGAAACAAUUGCUUAUGGUGUUUUCUGGGAAAUUGGAAAUAAAUUCAGAGACGGAAGAGUUGUAUACAAGUUUAUACACAGACCGCAUUCCAAAAUGCUGGACCAACUUAUCGCCACAGACAGUCAAAUCAUUAGCUCGAUACAUGGAACAUAUACAAAAACGACAUUUACAGUAUUCAACUUGGAGUCAAAUAAGAGAACCAUUAGUCAUGUGGUUGUCCGGACUGCAUUCUCCUAAAUCGUAUAUUACUUCUUUAAUACAGAUCGCCUGUAGAAAAUACGACUGGGCCCUCGAGAAAAGUACGUUUUGCACCUCUGUAACUCGGUGGGUAUCCGACAGCGAAGUGCAGCGUGAACCGGAUACAGGAUGCUACGUAAUGGGCUUGUACUUGGAAGCGGCUCGCUGGGACAUGAAAAAUGAAUGCUUGGCCGAAUCUAGACCACAAGUUAUGGUUGAAAAUCUACCAAUAUUAGCCAUCGUGCCGAUCGAAUGCCGUCUUUCGAAAAUGUCAAAACACACGAUUAGCCUUCCGGUUUACGUGACAUCAAAAAGAGGAAAUGCCGUGGACGACUGUUGUGUGUUUAGAGCUAAUUUUAAUACUAGUGUGCAUGAACAUUUUUGGAUUUUACGAGGCGCGUGCGUUCUUAUGAAUUCAGAAUAACUGUUUACAGUAGGACUUGUGACUUGUAACUAGCUAAUUGUAAAAUAAAAUAAUAAUGAUAUUUAAAGAAUAAAAAUAAAACUACUUAAUAUAA